AUGGACGUUAGUCUCGACCAAAGACCCUCGGAGGUCAGCCGGACGUCUUCAGAGAGCUCUGUACCCCUUUUGCCUACGUCCAAUGAAGCCUCACCAGCACUCAGUGGAGUUCAGCCGGUGCUAAUUCGACUAUACACAUCUCAUUUACUCUCAGCAUGGAAUUCACGGAUGUUUGAGUUCGGUGCUGUUUUAUUCCUGGCCUCUAUUUUUCCUGGCACGCUACUCUAUGCUUCGAUCUAUGCGCUUGUUCGGGCUUUAUCUGCCAUACUACUGUCAUCUUGGUUGGGUGCACUAGUCGAUAAGUCGGACCGAUUGUCCGUUCUCCGGCAAUCAAUCAUUUGGCAAAGAGUUCCUGUGGCGAUUUCUUGUCUAUGCUUCGUGGUUCUCCCAAUGACGAAAAGUUGGGGUAUGACUUUGGUCUUGUUUGUUGUACUGGGCUUUCUUGCUUGCCUCGAGAAGUUGGCCGCCACCGCCAAUACGGUGGCAGUUGAGCGUGAUUGGGCUGUUGUCAUUUCGGACAGCAUCAAAGUGCCUCGGCAAGAAUUGAAUGCAUCGAUGCGACGUAUUGAUCUUUUUUGCAAGUUGAUCGCACCGGUGUUCAUCUCUCUUGUUGACAGUUUUUCCACUCGUGUUGCUAUCUGGACCGUCCUAGGCCUGAAUACUGUAUCGGUGCUUGUUGAGUACAUCGCCAUCGCGCAGGUAUAUCAAUCAGUUCCAGCCCUGAAGAGAACCACAACUUCACAGAGAGGAAAUGUCGACGACGAAGCUUCGCAAGCAAACCGCCGCUCAUGUCAAACAAUUGGGAACUCUCUACGCGGGACCAUUGCUCCCUGGAAAGAAUACAUUGCAAGCCCUGUAUUCUUGCCAUCCUUCGCAUUGAGCUUGCUCUAUAUGACUGUCCUCUCAUUUGGCGCAACCAUGGUCACAUAUCUACUCCAUAGCGGCUUCAAUCCUUUGGAGGUCAGUUGCAUGCGGAUUGGCUCGGUUAUCGCUGAAGUUUCUGGCACAUGGACCGCUCCCAUGAUUAUGAACCGGAUAGGUCCCAUUCGUUCCGGUCUAUGGUUUUUGAACUGGCAGUUCUGUUGUGUGGCUGGGACAGCCUUUGCAUUUACUCUUUGGGACUCAAAUUCGAAAUUAGUUGCGACAAGUUUGGUUCUUGGUGUUGCCCUGAGCCGGAUUGGACUCUGGGGAUUCGACUUGUCAGUCCAAUUUUUAGUACAGGAGAAUGUUGGUGAAAAUGCUCGAGCUCGAUUUUCCGCCACGGAAAUGGCUCUACAAAACAUCUUUGAGCUACUGUCCUUUGCAUCCACCAUUGUGUGGUCUCUUCCCGGACAGUUCCAGUACCCGGUGAUGAUCAGCGCUGGAGCUGUGGCAAUGGCGGCCGUCUGCUUUGCAGCCUAUGUGCGCAAGGAACGAGGCCAUUUGCUGCACCGAUCAAAGUGUUUGGGAGGCGACAAGCAUCCAGGAUAUCAGCAAGUUGGGCCCGCAGUUUGA
Messenger RNA from Penicillium verhagenii, 1494 nucleotides. RefSeq names its product putative iron-regulated transporter. Gene Ontology annotation, biological process: iron ion transmembrane transport. Gene Ontology annotation, molecular function: iron ion transmembrane transporter activity. The transcript is spliced from 4 exons. NCBI's taxonomy places the organism in Eukaryota, Fungi, Ascomycota, Eurotiomycetes, Eurotiales, Aspergillaceae. The coding region runs from base 1 to 1494 and encodes 497 amino acids. Gene Ontology annotation, cellular component: membrane. The record is from RefSeq and is a predicted model, not a curated record.